AUGACGGAGGUGCAGACCCCGGUAGCACCUGAUCAGCAGCUCGAAGAGACCGGCAAAGCUCAAUACAGCUUCAGCUUUAGCGACUUCCUGCGACGAGAGUACAGAUUUGGCCUUGACCCAAACCGCCCGUUAUGUAGAGCAUACCAGCAAGGGCACUGCCCUUUGGGGAGUCGCUGCCCUGACAAGCAUCAUGUCUCGUCUUCAUACAACAAUCUGGUCUGCAAGCAUUGGCUCCGUGGCCUAUGUAAGAAAGGCGAAACCUGCGAAUUCUUGCACGAAUACAACCUUCGACGAAUGCCCGAAUGCUCCUACUACGCUCGAACGCAGACGUGCUCUAAUGGGGACGACUGUUUAUACCUCCACAUUGAUCCUGAAGCCAAACGACCUUCAUGUCCACACUAUGACCGCGGUUUCUGUCCACUCGGCCCACAUUGCGCGCUCAAGCACAAUAAGAAGGAGAGGAUAUGUCCGUUCUACUUGUGCGGUUUCUGCCCUGCAGGGCCACAGUGUAAAGAUGGUGCACACCCAAGAUUCCCGACAGAUCUCAAGAAGCCAGAGGUGCGCAUCGAAAAGAGCCCCGAGGAGCUUGAAGCAGAGCGUUUAGAGCGUGAGAGGGAGAUGAUGAAGAGGGAAGAGGAGGAAAGAGAGCGCGGUGAAGAACGAGGGUUCCGCGGCGGAAGGGGUGGAAGAGGUGGGUGGAGAGGCAACAAGCGCGGAGGUCGGGGAAGAGGUAGAGGGCGCGGCGAACAUUGA
Boeremia exigua is the source of this 753-nucleotide messenger RNA. RefSeq lists its product as uncharacterized. The transcript is spliced from 2 exons. The record is from RefSeq and is a predicted model, not a curated record. NCBI's taxonomy places the organism in Eukaryota, Fungi, Ascomycota, Dothideomycetes, Pleosporales, Didymellaceae. Gene Ontology annotation, molecular function: metal ion binding; RNA binding. The coding region runs from base 1 to 753 and encodes 250 amino acids.